Molecule: messenger RNA, 2084 nt
Organism: Salvia miltiorrhiza (redroot sage)
Lineage: Eukaryota; Viridiplantae; Streptophyta; Magnoliopsida; Lamiales; Lamiaceae
Exons: 4
Coding region: 146-1735 (529 amino acids)
Source: RefSeq, a predicted model, not a curated record
UGACAUUACAGAUUGCACCCCCCGCAACUUAAUUCAGUAUAUAUAAAUUAUAAUCAGCAUCCCGACUCCAAUAUUUUAUCUAAUCAAUUAUUUUCAUCAAUUGCCAAAAAGCCUCAACAUCUUUUGCCUUUCCAGUUGCCAAAUUAUGGUUAACAAUGGAAUUAUUAUUGCAAUCCUUCUCUUAGCAUUUUGUUUCCUUUCAUUUGUCGACAACUCAACUGCGGAGUGGUUAACCCAUGGAGGAGACCUGAGCAACAGAAGGAGUGAGAUUGGAGGAAGCAUCAAUCCGAUCUCAGUAGGAUUAGGGCUGUUGAGACAGAGAUGGAAGUUCUUGGCCGGAUUCGACAUAACCGCCACGCCGUCCGUGGCCGACGGAGUAGUCUACUUCCCGUCGUGGAACGGCAAUCUGUACGCCGUUAACGCCCGGAACGGAGCGCUGAUCUGGCAACGGAGUUUGGGACAGUUAACAGGGAUACCUCCGUCAGGAUUAUACGUGAACAUGACGGUGUCUCGGGCCACGCCGGUGGUGGCCGACGAUCUCCUUAUUGUUGCCAUCUACGGCCCGGCUUACGUCGUCGCCGUCACGCGCUCCACAGGAACACUUGUCUGGGCCACUCGGGUCGAUCCGGGCCCGCUGAGCAUUGUUACGGCAUCUGGAACAGUUUACAACGGUGGAUUCUAUGUGGGAGUAUCGUCUCUAGAAGAAUUAUUAGCGGCGGGGCAAUGCUGCACGUUCCGAGGAAGCCUGGUGAAGUUGGAUGUAAGAAGUGGGAGAAUCUUGUGGCAGACGUAUACCUUACCCGACAACGGCGGGAAACUGGGAGGAUAUUCCGGCGCCGCCAUUUGGGGCAGCAGCCCCUCCAUUGACACAUGGCGCGGCCUCGUCUACGUGGGAACCGGGAAUUUGUACAUUGCUCCGGCCGAGGUUCUCCAGUGUCAGGCUCGGCAGAACAAUCAGACGAGCCCGCCGCGCCAGCCCGAUCAGUGUUUCGGGCCGGAUGUACACUUUGAUUCACUGAUGGCGCUUGAUUUGAAUAGUGGGAGAAUUGUGUGGGCUCAGCAACUCGGAGGUUAUGAUGUUUUCUACUUCGCGUGUUUGGUCCCCAAUAACCCCGACUGCCCGCCCGGCCCCAACCUGGAUGCCGACUUCGGAGAGGCUCCGAUGCAGCUCACUGUUUUUAACAACGGAAGAUUGCGCGAUGUUGUGGUCGCAGUGCAGAAAAGCGGCUUUGCUUGGGCUCUGGACCGCGGCACGGGUGAUAUAGUGUGGUUCACAAAAGCAGGACCUGGAGGGCUGGAAGGAGGAGGAGUGUGGGGCGCAGCAAGUGAUGGAUUGCGCGUCUACACAAAUAUAGUGAAUACCAAUAGAGUGCCCUUCACUCUAAAGCCGUCCACCCAAACCACCACGGCGGGUGGAUGGGUGGCGAUGGACGCCAACACAGGAAAAAUCCUGUGGACCACCGCCAACCCAAGCAAUGAGACGGCCCAUGGGCCCGUCACCAUUGUCAACGGAGUCCUGUUUGCAGGAUCCGUGGCACCAACGGGCCCCGUCUAUGCAAUGGAUGCAAGGACGGGGGCUAUAAUUUGGACAGUCGACACGGGAGCCACCGUGUACGGAGGAGCGUCGUCCAGCUACGGCUGCAUCUUCAUCGGCCACGGCUAUUCGAUAGGUCUCGCGAAAUUCCACCCCACCUGGAAUAGUGGCAAAUAUCUCUUUGCCUUCUGCAUUCCGUGAAACAGAAUCAUUCGCCUGCGAGAAUUUCGUAAUAAGAUAAAACAGCUACAUCCCUUAAAAUACAUAAUGUUUUACCAUUUUCAAAAUAGUUAAUGCUCCAAAUAAAGCAGAAAUGUGAGUAAUGUAGUGUGAGGCGGCGCCCGAAGUUCCCCCAAACACUUCACUGAGAAAAGGAUCAACUCUUUUAGUAGUGAAGUAGUUUGGGGAAACUUCAGUCGAGACCUCACGUGAUUAAUUACAUGUACGAUGUUUUUUAUCACAUGUUGUAAUAAUAACACGACUUGUUGGCUAUUUAUAGAGCACCUAAAUCCAUACCAAGAAUCGGACAUUUGAAGCUUUUUUUGUACUA